AUGGACAUCAGUGCAGUCAACAAUCUUUCAUUUGAAGAUUAUUUUAAUGUGUUUGGUAAUGUGGUGGAGAAGAGCCCGUUCAUCGCUGCUGCUCUGUGGUCGCGGCGUCCUUUUAACUCUCUGAAUGAUAUGCAUGUUGCCAUUGAUCACUUCAUCGACGAUCUGACAGAAUCAGGUAAGGUGGGGCUGCUCAGGUGCUACUCAGAACUUGCCGGCAGGGAUCUGCAGGGAGGAACCUUAAGCCGGGAGUCACAGGAGGAGCAGGCCCAAGCUGGACUGUACACACUGCAGUCCUGGGAGGCCUCGCACAUAACCCAGCUGAACACCAAGUACUGGGAGAAGUUCGGGUUCCCCUUCAUCAUCUGUGCUAGAAUGAACGACAAAGACAGGAUUUUACAGCAGCUGUCUGAGUGCUGCAGGAAUGAGUACGUGGUGGAGUUUUUGCGUGCAAUCGAGGAGGUGAAGAAGAUCUGCCACCUGCGGGUCCAAGCCCUAGUCCUCACCGACUAA
Messenger RNA from Cynoglossus semilaevis (tongue sole), 510 nucleotides. Its product is annotated as 2-oxo-4-hydroxy-4-carboxy-5-ureidoimidazoline decarboxylase-like. The record is from RefSeq and is a predicted model, not a curated record. Gene Ontology annotation, biological process: allantoin metabolic process; urate catabolic process. NCBI's taxonomy places the organism in Eukaryota, Metazoa, Chordata, Actinopteri, Pleuronectiformes, Cynoglossidae. The transcript is spliced from 2 exons. Gene Ontology annotation, molecular function: 2-oxo-4-hydroxy-4-carboxy-5-ureidoimidazoline decarboxylase activity. The coding region runs from base 1 to 510 and encodes 169 amino acids. Gene Ontology annotation, cellular component: peroxisome.